Messenger RNA from Penicillium alfredii, 303 nucleotides. RefSeq lists its product as uncharacterized. The record is from RefSeq and is a predicted model, not a curated record. The transcript is spliced from 2 exons. NCBI's taxonomy places the organism in Eukaryota, Fungi, Ascomycota, Eurotiomycetes, Eurotiales, Aspergillaceae. Bases 1 to 303 code for a protein of 100 amino acids.
AUGUCCCUCCGUCCCAAGCGCACUUUCAACCCACGCAACAUCCAGCUCCCCAUCGACAUAAUCAUGCUAAUCCUCGACUGGCUCGUCAACCGACGGGAGAUCCUAGCUGUGCUCUGGAAAGCGCCGUUUCGAAAGGACUUCCUCAUAGGGCGGGAGGAGGCGCUGCCGGCUGCGACGACGCUGAACUGGCGGCGCUUCUAUCUGGAUAUCGAUGAGCGGUUGGCUCUGGCGGAAUCGGUGGCGUAUUGUGAAAAUUGUGAAGGGGACUGCGAAGCUUUUCUUGGAGUUGGUUGCUCAGGAUAG